UCGUUUCAACGCAUCCAAAAAACUUUAUUUUUUUUAUGAAAACGGCAGUCACAGCCUCGUAGGGUUAUUUGCUGUUCGUCCUCCUCCUAUCGACUGCGGCGGCGACGAGGCCGAGAAAACCGACACUGCGGCGGAGAAGCCAUAUUUCUAAACGCUUACAUUUCAGUUUUGAUUUACCAAGUGUCGGUGAUGGCCUCAAUCUCGACAUGGUUCAGAUACAUGGCACACAAGCUCGAAUACUCCCUCACCCUCAGUCUCAAGAGUCAUAGGAGAGAAAAACUGAGUGACAGAGAACUCAUUCAAAUCAUCUUCAAGAAUCUAUUCCAUGGGAAGAUAACCUACUUACAUUCUGGCAAAGGAGUAGAGAUGUCCCCAACCAUGGCUGCACACGAGAACACGCUUCUUGUCCGUAAGAUACCAAUUGCUAACACCAGGUAUCUGUUCGUUGGAGAUGCUGUGGUCUUAAAGGACCCAAACGAUUCAGACAAGUAUCUGGUGAGAAGAUUAGCAGCCGUAGAAGGAUUCGAAAUGGUAUCAGGUGAUGCAAAGGAGGAACCUUUUGUCCUCGAGAAGGAUCAGUGUUGGGUAGUUGCUGAAAACAAGGAUAUCAAAGCUAAGGAAGCAUACGAUAGUCGAACAUUUGGUCCAGUUUCAACUGCAGACAUUGUUGGAAGAGCUAUAUAUUGUCUGAGAACAGCCGUGGAUCAUGGUCCCGUUCGAAACAGUCACACUGCGAUGGGACAAGAUUCUCCAAUCCUGGCAGUAGAAUUGGACGUGGACGAGAUGGCUAAAAACCACAAGGCACAAUAAAGAGAGAGAGUGACACUUUCUUGUUUUUUUUUUUUGUGUGUCAAAGCUUACAUUGCGUUAUUUGUUUGAAAUAUGAGUAAACGAAUAAACCAUACAAUGAUGAUGAUGAUGAAUCAGAAAAUUUCACGUUCCAGAACAA
This is a messenger RNA of Brassica rapa (field mustard), 949 nucleotides long. RefSeq lists its product as uncharacterized. Lineage: Eukaryota; Viridiplantae; Streptophyta; Magnoliopsida; Brassicales; Brassicaceae. The record is from RefSeq and is a predicted model, not a curated record. Gene Ontology annotation, molecular function: serine-type endopeptidase activity.